This is a messenger RNA of Asparagus officinalis (garden asparagus), 980 nucleotides long. RefSeq lists its product as uncharacterized. The transcript has 3 exons. The coding region runs from base 345 to 722 and encodes 125 amino acids. The record is from RefSeq and is a predicted model, not a curated record. NCBI's taxonomy places the organism in Eukaryota, Viridiplantae, Streptophyta, Magnoliopsida, Asparagales, Asparagaceae.
GUAAUUAGUGAACCACCGCCUCAACGCAAGGCCAAAGAAAACGAUGGGUUUCACUUUCACUUUGGAGAGUUCCAGUUCGUGCCAUCCACCUCCUCUUCUAUUCGUGACACGAGUCGAUGUCAGUCAUUCUAAAGCCACCAGCAACGCUUACACGCUCGGAUCGCUCUACACGUAGCAGGCUCGUUUGACUGCUGACACGUCACAAUAUUUGGUCCAAUAACAACCCAGCACCGGUCCAAUAAAAUAACGUUUUUGUCUUUAUAUCGUUCUUCUUCUUCUUCUUCGCUAUCUAUAAAAGAGAGAGUAAAGCCUGAGACAGCUGAAAAGAGAUUGGUAGCGAUAAUAUGUUUCUUCGUGCUAAUUCUACUUUUGUGAAGCCGACUAAUUUGGCGGGUGUUCUCCAGCGAUCACCGGUGGUGGGACCGACUAGGAGCAGUGGGCCCAGGUUCUACAGCAACAGCAGCGGCAUGGACAAGCAGCAGGAAGCACCUGCUUACAACACCGAAGAUGCCAUGUCUUCCUCAUUCGGAGAGGGAUAUGCUACUCGCUCCGACGAAGAAGGAUUUGGGGGGAUUUACCCCGGCGCUCAGAAAUUCAAGAACGAUGAGGAGGAGGUCGAUCAAAGUGGUCCUGACUAUGGCAAGGCUCAAGGAAGUGAGGUGAAGGAGAAGGAGAGUCAGGAGACCGGCCGGAACCAAUGCAAAGAUGCAACAUGUAACUAGAUAUAAGAGAGGACGCUAGAGUUAUUAUUAUUAUUAUUAUUAUUAUUAUUUUUUGGGGAAACAAUUCCUCUUUCGAGAGGGUGGUUUCACCAUUUUUUUUUUCCGUUUUUAUUUUCCUUGUUUUUUUUUAACGAUGCGAUGUUUGAGUAAUGGACUUGUGUGGCAGACAGUAGACUAUUUACAGUGUGACCGGUGGGAUGUAAUAUUGCGAAAUUAGUAUGUACAUGUUCAUAUCAAAGGGCUAACCGUUUUUGUAGA